Messenger RNA from Oncorhynchus gorbuscha (pink salmon), 2815 nucleotides. Its product is annotated as synaptotagmin-13-like. The transcript has 6 exons. Gene Ontology annotation, molecular function: syntaxin binding; clathrin binding; phosphatidylserine binding. NCBI's taxonomy places the organism in Eukaryota, Metazoa, Chordata, Actinopteri, Salmoniformes, Salmonidae. The coding region runs from base 521 to 1789 and encodes 422 amino acids. The record is from RefSeq and is a predicted model, not a curated record. Gene Ontology annotation, biological process: calcium-ion regulated exocytosis; regulation of dopamine secretion; cellular response to calcium ion.
GAGGGCAACAGGAAAGGGGUAGUGGGGAAGAGAAGGAAGGAAGAGAGAGAAACUUAGAGAUAAAAAGCAAAAGAGAGACAGGGAAGGUAAGCAUAAAUGAAACAGACAUAAUACAUGAAACAGACAUAUUCUGUCCUAACCAGCUAACCAGACACCAGCCUGUACCCUCCCACUCCUUUCUCUCCCUUUGUCAUUAACCCAUCCCUCCUCUCACUGAAUAUAUGCAAGUAGACAAUGCAGACUGCCUCUCUCUCAUGCUAUUCUCUUCUGCAGACAGGAACAUUCUCCCUCUGUCUCUGCAUGAGGGAACUGCAGAUUGAAAGUCCUCCUCCAACCAACUGCUGGUACCCGAAUGAAUUGUAGCCUGUCUCCUGAAAAAGCAUCCUAUUUUUGUGGGACAUUUGCUGCAGACGAACCAAUCAGCAUCUUUAUUUGUAAUGCUGCCUGAAGAAUAACUUGGACAUUUUUAGCUUCCUUUCUUCCUUUUUAUUUUUUUCCUGUGUUGCCCUUCUUGACCAGCAUGAUUUUCACCACAGCUGCUGUCCUUGGUGCUACGCUGGGCACUGCGUCAGGCAUCCUCACUCUCUGUGGGCUCUCACUGAUCUGCAGGUCCUGUAAGAAAGGCAAGUUGGAAAGUGGUGAAGAUGCAGACCCAGAGAAGGCUAAACCCAGUGUUCUGCACUCCUCAGAGAAGUUCAGUGUGGAAAAAUCCACAGAGCCCAUCCAACCAAGGACAUCGUUGAAAUUUCCUAAAAUAUACAAGCCCAAACCAUCUGUGACCUCAUCUGAGGUCAUCAGCUACCCUGAUCAUGCCUCAGAGAAGGGGGGCGAGCCCUCUCCCGAGAGACCCUCGACUGAGCCUGAUGCUGGUAACCAAGCAACUGACAGCUCUGACACAUUCACGAUCCUCAGACAAGACUCAAAGGACAAAACCCCCUGUGCAAGGGCUCUAACCAAUGGGAUGACAACAAGCAGCUCCAUCCUCCACCCCAAGCUGCAUUUCUCUCUCACCUAUUAUACAGACCAGAACGAGCUACACAUCACCGUGAUAGAAGCGGAGCAUUUGAGUGUGGGGUCGGGCUGUGAGGGCUAUGUGGCCGGAGUCCUGACCUUAGCAGCAGGACAGAGGGAGGCCCAGACUUCGUUGCGACGCCUGACCAGCCACACCCACUGGGAGGAAGGCCUGGUGUUCUCCCUACCAGGAGGGUAUGAGGUGGAGGGUGAAGUGGCUCUCUCCCUUCACAGUUGUGACCACUUCUCCCAGAACACCAACCUGGGCCUCAUGAGGUUCAAGCUGGUUGAUGUGGGCAUGAUGUCCAACGCAGACUGCUGGGUCGACCUACAACCACCAAAACAGGAUGUCCAGGCAGCUGGAGAGCUCCUGCUGUCUAUAAGUUACCUGCCUGCAGCCAAUCGGCUGGGAGUAGUGGUGAUGAAGGCUCGAGGACUACAGUCAGACAAGCUGAAGAACUCCAUAGACCUGUCUGUGAAACUGGCCCUGAAGCACCAGACUACCAAGCUGAGGAGGAAGAAGAAGCAGACGCGACGGGUCAAGCACAAGAUGAACCCAGUGUGGAAUGAGAUGAUGAUGCUGGAGGUUCCCCGCGAGCUGCUGUCUAAAUCCAGUCUGGACUUGGAGGUGUUGAACCAGGCAGGUCCUGGUGAGCAGGAGUCCCUGGGCCGCUGUCAGCUGGGUUUACAGGCCUCCAACACUGGCCUCCAACACUGGCAGCAAAUGCUAGACAACCCCCGUAAGCAGAUCGCCAUGUGGCACUCACUGUAUGACUAAGAUAACCACCUGUCCGCUUCGCCCUUCCAAAUACCCAAAUGGGGGGGGGGGGGGGGCAUGUCAACUGCCUUCCUGGAUCAGGAUUUAAGAGCCUAAAUCUAUUUUAUCCACUUAUAUUGAAAGUAUCCCAUUACCUGCAAUUAAUUAUCCCACAGCAUCCCAUGACAACAGUAGCAUACACCAAACUGAAAUGUCACUGAAUAUCACAGAAUUUCCAAAGAAUACCAAUUAUGAACACAUUUUAUAUAUUCAAUGAGACUCAUCAAUGCAAUGUAAUACUUUGCCUACAGUACCUAUACUUAACCACCUCUAUGAUCUGUUUUUAUAGUUGAACAGAAUAAAUAUGAUAAUGCCUGUGUUUUUAUGUUAUAGGGGAUUGUGUAUAUGGUAUGUAAGAGUAUGAUAAAUAUCAGUGAAUUAUUCUAGAGUAGAGCUGUCAUUUUAUUUGUAAAGGGAUUCACACGCUUGGAAAGCAAUCGAGAAAAUGCACCUGGCAGAAACUUAAAGGCCAGCCAAUAUUGAACGGAUAGGAGAUUCAAAAGCCCGGUAUACUACUGAAAGGACAAGUAUUAGUAUUCAUAGAUAUACUGUAACAGUGAUGAAAUUACAGUGGACUACAUGUUUAAAGUGUAUCUUAUUACACAGGGUCUAAAAACGUCAGCUAAAGUUUUCCACAUGAUGUAUUAAAAAAAAUCAUGCAGUGUUUAAUCUAGUAAUAUACUGUAUUUGUCAUUUUUAUGAAUAUGUGCAGCUGUAUUCUAUCUUAGGAGAAUACGAGAGUUGAUAUACAUGUUAUAUUUAAAGUAGUUACAAUACAACUAUCAACUCAACUUCACACCUGUUUCCAUUCAACCCACUUUGCUUCAGUUAUGUACAAAAGGUAUUGUUCUCCAUUGUGGUUUUGUUUUUUACAUAGCUUUUGUCAAGUGAACUGCUUAUAGACUGCGCCAGUGAGGAACACACUGCAUAAUUUGAAAAUGUACACACUGACACACAAAAUGUGUGAAAAUAAAAACAUCUUCAAAA